AUGAUACUGAUCAUUUUCCAAAUCGAAAACAUCAAAGAGGCAAACAUUACACAGCACAAUACUGAAGAAGUCUGCAAUGCACUCAUAUCGGCUUUUAGUGCUCGUCCUAUUGAGAACCACUUGACAACUGUUGAGGGCUUUUUUGAAGGGGGGAUGUCUAGUUGUUUGUUGCCUGUUGAACCAGUGGCCUGUGAGGCUUCGGAGCUGAAAAAGAAAAUGUUAGUGUUCAGUGUCAAGUGA
This is a messenger RNA of Dovyalis caffra, 240 nucleotides long. Lineage: Eukaryota; Viridiplantae; Streptophyta; Magnoliopsida; Malpighiales; Salicaceae. The record is from the annotation of a GenBank genome assembly.